GCGUGACUUGACUUCUUGAGACCUACCACGUUCCUAGAGAUACUCUUUGCAUCGAAGUUUGCUGCCUACUAUCCAUAAAGAUGGCUUCUGAGAUGGAUAUCGACCAGCCCGCCUCGGACGACCGCGGACCGUCCUUCACGGGCAAGGAGACACGCACCCGCGCCGGUGCAGUCGCCGUUAGAAGCAUAGAGGGAUGGAUCGUUCUAGCGACCAAUAUUCACGAGGAAGCUACAGAGGAAGACGUUACCGACUUAUUCGCCGACUAUGGAGAGAUCAAGAAUUUCAACUUGAAUCUGGAUCGUAGGACGGGUUAUGUGAAGGGCUACGCGCUGAUCGAAUACACGACUCUCCCCGAAGCGGAGGCCGCUAUCAAAGCUCUCAACGGCACAAAGCUGCUCGACCAGACCAUCGAAGUUGAUUUUGCUUUUGUGCGAGCGCCGGCGUCUAAUAAGGGCAAAUGGGCCGGUGGCAACGGAAAUCGCGGCCGGGGCACCCGGGGAAGAAGUCGAAGCCGAGAGCGAAGUCGCAGCCCCGAGGCAGACAAGGCUUAAUGAGUGACGGUGGAACUAAGCACGCUCGCUAUAUAAGCAACAGGGCCUUUUGAAAGAGAACCGAGGAAUAAAGUAAAAUGAUUGCCAGAGGACGCAAAAUGACGUUUACAUUGCAGGAGAUACGGGAUCUUUCUACUUGUCUGGACAUGCCGCAUGGGAACGCGCGUAAAGAAAGCUACGUCUGUGAUGUGGUCCGAGAUUCUUCUCACCAAGCGUGGUUGGCACGAUUCUGAGCAUAGCGUUGGCGCACCUGUUCUUGGGCCGGCUCUGUCUUCCUUAAUCACUGCACCGUGCUGUGUUUUCGCGCGUUGUGGUGAGGAAGACAGGUCGGCGCUUGAUGAAUAAAAUGAUUAGAAACAAUUUAUGAUUUCCAAAUUUAAAUGAAAUCUUUAAUGAUGCUUAGUUUGGAAUAGGCACAUCACUUUUUUCGGUUCAACAAGCACAUAUCUGUGUAUACACCAUCCCAACAAUGCCUGUCCGCCACUUAGGAUAGCAAUGACCGCUUCACCUUGCAACCAGUAGCAAAUCCAUCCAAGAGGGUAUGCAACGGAAAGGCCCUCCUGUCCAAUCCUCUAGCAAUCGGCAGCGUUCAUCCCUCGUUGCCGUAGUGUGUAAAAGGGAAUGGUUAGGCACAAAUGGUAAGGGGUUGGAAGUAU
Coccidioides immitis RS is the source of this 1207-nucleotide messenger RNA. RefSeq names its product RNA-binding protein 8A. The record is from RefSeq and is a predicted model, not a curated record. Gene Ontology annotation, cellular component: cytoplasm; nucleus; exon-exon junction complex. Gene Ontology annotation, biological process: RNA splicing. Gene Ontology annotation, molecular function: mRNA binding. The transcript is spliced from 3 exons. Lineage: Eukaryota; Fungi; Ascomycota; Eurotiomycetes; Onygenales; Onygenaceae. The coding region runs from base 81 to 551 and encodes 156 amino acids.